Messenger RNA from Exaiptasia diaphana, 6102 nucleotides. RefSeq names its product microtubule-actin cross-linking factor 1, isoforms 1/2/3/5. The transcript is spliced from 35 exons. The coding region runs from base 209 to 5071 and encodes 1620 amino acids. Gene Ontology annotation, biological process: synaptic signaling. NCBI's taxonomy places the organism in Eukaryota, Metazoa, Cnidaria, Anthozoa, Actiniaria, Aiptasiidae. The record is from RefSeq and is a predicted model, not a curated record. Gene Ontology annotation, cellular component: plasma membrane.
GAMUCGACUUAACACCCACUUAUAUCUUUCCAGUGKUUUUGACCUAGAAAAAAACUUUGAUGUAAAGCUCUUACAUGCAGAGAAUGCGUUCGACGCAAUUGAACCACGCGUCAAAAAAUCCAUUAAUAAUAGAGAUAAUAAGGGUUUGAUCAAGGAGCGUAAUGAUCUCAAUUAUGACAUACAAAAUGUUCUAAGUAUCGGUCGAACAAUGAUAAGCAACAACCGAUGUGAUCCASAACAAGCURAAGAUUACAAGAAGAGACUGGACAAACUAGAGAAGAAAAUGCAGUUUCUCAUGAGCUGGCCAAUUCUACAGCACACAAGUUUGCUGAUGGGACUUCCGAUWGUUGAGCAAGCAAGCACAAGAUUGAGUGUACACGAUAGAGUACGAUUCUUGGACAAAAACCUAGAAGAAGCUGAGCGCGGCAUUACGACGUUGGAAAGGAAGAUUAAAAAGACGAAUCUCGAACAAGAUGAGGCAGAGAUGCUGAUAAGACAACGAGAGGACCUGGGACCAACAGUUGCUGGUGUAGUUGGCCUGGGACGAGGUAUGAUAGAGGAGAGUCUGGUUGAUAGGAACAGAACGGAGGAAUACCUGACGAGGUUUGAGACUCUGGAAAAGAGAAUGAAAAAGUUGAUGAUUUGGCCAAUCAUUAUCAGGGCAAGUGACAUCGACUAUAAAGCCUUCUACGAGGAUAACCUGUCAGGUAUGGAGGCAGCACUUAAUGCUUUAGAGCAAAGAGUAAAGACUGUCGUGGCAACAGAAACGAACAAAAUGACUUUAGCACAUGAGAGCAAAGAUUUUGAACUAAACGUGUACGUUGUUACCAGCCUUGGUCGUGGCAUGAUUGAAGACAMGUUUUUUGACAAAAAAACUGAAGUUGAAUAUGAUGAAAGAAUCMAGAAAUUAGAAAAUGGAACAGUAUGCAUCGUUCUGAUGACAAAUGGAAGGGAAAACAGAGAGAAGUACUUCGAUGGAAUGCUUCGCGGCAUUGAAGAUAAGCUGGAUGAUAUCAAGGUUAACAGAGGAAAUGACGUUCUUAAGGAAAAAGCCGUAAUCGAGCAAUUAGAUCAGCUACAAGUAAAAGUCAACGACGUAUACAAAUUGUAUCAAGAGAUGGUAAAAUUUGAACUCUUAGAUAGCGAAGAGAAGGACCAGUAUCAGACAAGACUCGACGCGAUAAAUAGAAAUAUAGCACUGUUAAAAGACUUACCUCAUGUAGUUGAAAGAAGUACCGAUACACUACAAGACUUCCAGGGAAUGCUUGACGAUAUUGAGCGAGGUUAUGCAAGCAUAGAACCACGUGUGAGAAAAUCAAUUCACAAUAGAGAUAAUAAGGUAUUGAUUAUUGAGCGGGAUAAUCUGAAUCGAAGUGCAAGUGAUGUCAUCAGACUUGUUCGUAAUACGGCUGAUGGUAAGGUUAUUGACAAGGACAGCACUGUUGAAUGCCAAAAGAGAAUGAAUGACGUUGAAAGGAAAAUGAAAUUGCUAAUGGGAUGGCCUAUUAUCGAGGAAACAAGCUUUCUUAUGGAUCUUCCAAUUAUAGAACAAGCAAGCACAAGGUUAAAUGUUCACGAYCGAGUGCGAUUUCUGGACCAAAAGCUCCACCAGGCAGAGGUGGGCGUAAAAGGCAUUCUAAAGUUACUUGAAAACAGAAACCGCCAAGAAAAUGACGAUGGGCUGUUGAAUAUCUAUUCAUUUGAAAAUAAAGGUUUGCUAAAGCUUAUUAGUAACGAAAGGGAAGACCUGGAGCCUCGAGUACUAGGAGUGCUUGGUCUUGGUCAAGUUAUGUUAGAAGACAAUCUMGUCGACAAAAACAGAGAUAGAGAAUACAGACAGCGCUUUAAGGACUUGGAAGUUAAAAUCAAGAAACUUAUGAUGUGGCCACUGAUUAUCAAAUCAAGCGAUGAAGAUUACAGUGCAUACUACAACAUAAAGCUUGCUGAAACGGAGUCUACAGUAGACGAACUACUGCAAACAAUAAAACGACCCAUUAAUAGUACUACAGAACAACAAGCUUUAAUGAAGGAGCGUGAAGACACAGAAAUGACUGUAUAUGUCGUUACCAGUCUUGGGAGAGGAAUGAUUGAAGAUGAGUUCUUUGACGAUGAAAAUAAAGACAUCUUUGAACGUCGUAUUGUAGAAGUAGAGACAAAAAUGACGACAAUACAGCUAUGGCCGCUCAUUUUAAAAGACAGUGACGUGGAUUACAACGUGUACUACGAAGAAUCCCUGAGCGAAGUCGAAGACGCAGUUAGACAUCUCGAACGAGAAAUGAUCAACGACAGUGAGGACGAGGCACUAAUCAAACGUCGAGAAUUGGUCGAGAUAAGGGUGUACACUGUARCCAAUCUUGGGCGUGGCAUGAUUGAAGACAAGUUUUUUGACCAAGAGAAACAGAACGARUACAGCAAGCGGAUCCAAACCCUGGAAAGAAGAAUGAAAAUUCUGAUGUUCUGGCCUUUAGAGAAGAAAGUUAGCACUGAUGAUGGCGAUAAGUACUUGCAAGAUAAGCUGCGAGAGGUCGAGAAGGAGCUAUACGAAUUUGAAUCGCUUGGCGAACAAAACGAUUUGACUGAUCACGAUUUGAAGGAAAUGUCUGACGAAAGAGACAAGGUAACGUCUAAAGCUGAAGAUGUUAUUAAUCUCGGUCGAGAUAUGCUUCAUAGUAACCUUGUAAAUGAGAGAAAGAGAUUAACGUACAAAAGAAGAUUGGACAACCUUGAUGGGAGAGUGACGGCCCUAAAAGCACUAUCAUAUAAUCCUAGGACUUUGAGGAGAGAUUUCGAAGAAACACUUAAAGAAGCAGAAUCAGCAGUCGACGARWUGGAACCACGAGUGAAAACUGCCAUCCAUAACAAAGAUAACAAGGUUCUAAUCAAGCAAAGAGAUGACUUGGACCAGAAAGUACAGGAUGUCAUUAGUCUUGGUCGUGAGAUUGUUGAUGAUAUACCGAUUGACAAGGACAAAGCUGCAGAAUGGAAAAAGAGAAUGAAAGAGUUGGAAAGAAGAAUGGAACUAUUGAUGGGAUGGCCAAUACUUGAAUACAUAAGCCGAUUUAUUGGAAUUCCAGUACUAGAGAAAACAGGGGAAUUACUACACCUGGAUGACCGUGAAAAAUUCUUUGGCGAAACGUUACAGGAAGCAGAGAAAGCCGUUCAUUACCUACAAGAACGCGCUAUGGAAAAGGACUUAGGCCCUGAUGAACUGAAGGAAUUGUCUGAAGAACGUGAUUACUGCGAGCCAAAGGUMCUUGGAGUAGUAGGACUUGGCCGUGGAAUGAUAACCGAYGGCCUYGURGACAAAAAGAACAAAGAYCAAUAUCAAGAAAGACUGGAUGAUUUGGAGGAGAACAUGAAGCUCCUUAUGUGUUGUUCGUUUGGAAACAUUCAUGGAAUACAUGACAUGUUCUUUGAAGGACGACUUCGCGAAGUAGAAGAUAAUAUGUGGAAUUUUGAAGACCGUCUKGACCAUGAAGAUAUGGACAACUGUCCAAUCAAGGAUAUCGUCAAUGAGAGAGAUGAAAUAGAGAAGGGUGUUUAUUGCGUUGUGAGCCUUGGUCAUGGUAUGCUUGAAGACGAAAGAUUUAGUGAYGAUAAAGAACAAGAGUACAUUGAUCGCAUGGACGACUUACAGAGAAGAAUGAAAAUCCUAUUGGACUGGCCUGAUGGCGCAAAAGACAGGAAGCCGCUGCCAAAGAAAUGUAGAGACUACGACACCAAGCUAAGAAAUAAAGAGAUAGCCGUCACACAAUUCGAACAACGAGCAAAGGUUACUGAACGUGAAAGUGUUGACUUGCAGAGAGCCAAGAAGAGUUUUGACAACGUCAAGGCAUUAAUUUGUGAAAGAGAUAAACUGGAGCAAGACGUUUAUGAAGUUUUGACCGAAGGGCGAAUUUUAUACCAGGAAGAAGAYAUGGAKACUAUAGAUUUGGCAUUCUACACACGMCGCAUGAGCAGGCUAGAAGAAAAUAUACGAUUCUUACGGGAAUGGCUGCAUAACGAAAUGUUAAGGCUACAUAACCUUUACAUCAUAUUAAUCAAGCAACACCUACAGAGACUUGUGGACUGGCUCGUUCGAGCAGAAGUAAAAAUGGACCUCGAGGAUGAUAUUGGGCCUGACCAUGAUACAGUUGUAAAACAACUGGAAGAACAUAUGGAGUUCCAUAAGGAAGUCGGGGCGAAUUCCACCGUGAAUAUGAUSCUAGAGAUAGACCUAGACGACCCAAGUAUUGACAGCGCCCUUCACCAGGACGUCAAGACGCUAAGUGARCGUUGGGCGGCGGUGUGGAACUGGAGCGAGGAACGUAAAAACCGCUUGUMUGACGUCAUAGCUGACUGGGAGGCGUUCCGCGAGAUGGAAAAGAAGUUCUAUGAUUGGUURGUUGAUAAGGACGAAGCCACGGAAAUAUCAGAUAUAAUUGACAUUUCCGAUGAAGACCAAGUGGAUGCUAACACUGCAGUAUUGAAGAGUCUUGUUAAUGAGAUCAAAUACCAUGAAGGAUUAGUCAACGAUUUUCACGAGAUAGGUGAAAAGCUCAUCUCCGAUGCCCAAUACCAGUAUAAAACGGCAGAAUUAAUCCGAAACGAGACUAAUGACUUCWGUGAAUGCUGGAAAACAGAGCUGAAUCGUGCAAAAAGAAGAAAAGCACGGCUUCAAGAGGCAAGGAAGAAGUUCKURGAGAUGGCAAAUUUAAAAAAGAACGUCAAUGAUUGGUUGGACGGAACGGAAUCGCUGAUAGACUCUUUCAYAAACGAACGAGAUGAGCAAGAAAAUCAAACAUUCUUAAGCAAAAUCGAGAUCCGAUGCGAAGAACGUGACGCAAAUCAAAAACGUCUGGAAAAGAUGAAUUUAAUAAAUAAAGAACUAGCCCCAGUCAUUGAAAAAGCCUCCGCAAAAGAAAUAAACCACGUGAUAGACAUWGUSAACCGWCGWAUGCAAGAUGCGAGCGACAAACUGGAUAUGAUCAAAGAAGACGACAUWCCGCUGACACAAAAGGAAUGCUGGCCCAUACAAAGUUUGAAAAAUUGUCUAGGGGAGCCUGGGCCUGGUCAUGUGGUUCGAUACUAAAACUGAUCACUAAGAGUAUUSUAAUUGUUAUAUUAUUAUUUCCUAAAGAUAUACAUAUUCACAAAUUAAGAGUAAACGGAUAAUAGAGUAACAAACACUAAAACUGUGCAACAUAAAUACCACUAGAUACUGCUAAAUUAUGCUAAUUCUAUUGUUUUCUAUUGUUUAAUUAACACUAUUUUGUAGUAAAUAGUGGAAAGUAUUGCACACAUUUAAUGUUCGUACUCUAACAUUGUACUACGAUAUUUUAUAAAAAUAACUAAACGUGGUUUCGUACAUAUUGAUGCGUAUUGGUKACAUUACUUCAUUAAUCAUAAAUUCUUAGAUGACAAAAAAAAAACUUUACGGAAAACACGAACAGAGAAGUAAAACUGCGGAAAGGAAACGUUUCCGUAAAGUAGUUUUACUGGUUUCUUACGUCUUCUAAUAUAAAUACUGUACGGAAAUGCAUUAAGAAACUAGUAAAACUACUUUACGGAAACGAGUUCGUGCGGUACAUACGUAACUUAAGUAAGAGAAUAAUGCCAAUAUGUUGAGGAAACGAAGUGUUUACGGGAACCGAAAUCUAGCGAUUUACCAAUACGUUGAGGAAACGAAGUGUUUACGGGAACCGAAAUCUAGCGAAAUAGAAGGGAAUAAUCGAAAAGGUAAAACACUAACGCGUUCGUGCGGUACAUACGUAACUUACGGAAGAGGAUAAUGCCUAUUGAAACAUAUAAGUGUUUACGGGAACCGAAAUCUAGCGAAAUAGAAGGGAAUAAUCGAAAAGGUAAAACACUAACGCGUUCGUGCGGUACAUACGUAACUUACGUAAGAGGAUAAUGCCUAUUGAAACAAAUCAGUGUUUACGGGAACUGAAAUCUAACGAAAUAUAAGGAAAUAAUCGAAAAGGUAAAACACUAACGCGUUCGUGUGUUACGUACGUGACUCAUGUAAGGGAAUAAUACAAAUACCUUAUGGAAAAGGACUGUUCAAUUGUGGGGAUCAAAACAUAACGAAAUAUCAGGAAAUUAAAGAAGAGUAAUAUGUAA